AUAUCACACCCCUCUUUCCUUCCUCUCUCUUUCUCCUCUUCUCCAGCUCCUCCAAUCAACACUCCGCCGCUGCUCGCACAGCCCCCCAAAACCCACAAUAAUCCCAAACUAUAAAACAAAAAUUUUCAAAUUCACCCCUUUCGAUACCUCUUUCCGCCAAAAACCCUCUCCAAACCUCAAAAUUCCGCCCUAAAAAUCUGAUCUUUGUCGCUAAACAUCAAAUUCCCGCUUCGGAAAACUCCAAUUCGGAGGUUUAGUGGUCAAUUGAUAGGAAAAAAUGGCGGAUUCGGACAACGACUCGGGCGGGCACAGCAACAGCAACGCGAGCAGCCGGGAGCAGGACCGAUUCCUGCCGAUCGCGAACGUGAGCAGGAUCAUGAAGAAGGCGCUGCCGGCGAACGCGAAGAUUUCCAAGGACGCGAAGGAGACGGUGCAGGAGUGCGUCUCCGAGUUCAUCAGCUUCGUCACCGGCGAGGCCUCCGACAAGUGCCAGAGGGAGAAGCGGAAGACGAUCAACGGCGACGACCUUCUCUGGGCCAUGACCACCCUCGGAUUCGAGGAGUAUGUGGAGCCGCUGAAGGUCUACUUGGCCAAGUAUAGGGAGAUGGAGGGGGAGAAGAGCUCCGUCGCCGGAGUUAAGGAGGGCGGCGGUGGUGGCGGCGGAGGUGGAGGUGGAGGAGGGGCGGUGAGCUCUGGUGGGGGGUUUAAUGGUGGGGGGAUUUAUGGGGGUAAUGUGAUGGGGUUUCAUCCCGGAGGGCAGAUGUACGGCGGCGGCGGUGGUGGUGGUGGAGGGGGUUUGGGGAAUAUGGGGGGAUACGGCGGCGGCGGGAGGCCGAGGUAGAGAUGGUGGUGGAGAUGGAGGUGAUCAAGAAUGAAUUGGUGACUGUUUUUUUAACCUUUUUAAAAAUCUAUUGAUUUUGUGUCUGUUGUUUGGAAUGGAUUAGCAUAACUGUUUAGUGUAAUUUGGGGAUUUGAUGUUGUUGUUGAUGAUGAUGAUGAUGAUGAUGAAGAUGAAGCAUAGAGUGAUAGAGAAAUGAUGUAAACUUGACUUUGUAUUUUGUAUAAUUUAUAAAACAGAUUCAUGUUUGGGUUCAA
Molecule: messenger RNA, 1095 nt
Organism: Salvia splendens (bonfire salvia)
Lineage: Eukaryota; Viridiplantae; Streptophyta; Magnoliopsida; Lamiales; Lamiaceae
Product: nuclear transcription factor Y subunit B-3-like
Exons: 1
Coding region: 278-841 (187 amino acids)
Biological process (GO): regulation of transcription by RNA polymerase II
Cellular component (GO): CCAAT-binding factor complex; nucleus
Molecular function (GO): protein heterodimerization activity; RNA polymerase II cis-regulatory region sequence-specific DNA binding; DNA-binding transcription activator activity, RNA polymerase II-specific
Source: RefSeq, a predicted model, not a curated record